AGAUUGUCACUCGGCCACAGUCGCGGCAAGAUAACGGGAUUGUAUAAGUCCUGCGAGAGUGCGUUACUGUUUUUGCGUACAACACCGACAGUCUGGUAUGGAUACCUCAAUACACUUUGCAAAUGCAGACCUGCAUCCGGUUCGGUCGUCGCAGUCCGUGGGCGGAGUGUAUCCUAUGCGCUCACGCACAAAGUCGCACGUGAACCGGACUUCGGUUGAUGCGAAGAUCAGCGAACUGGAAGACGCGGAAGAUGAAGAUGCAGGCCUACGCGAUGAGCGCGAUUUUAAGCGCAGUCAGGUCUUCAGUCUGACACAGAUCCUCGUCCUUGCAUACCAAUCUACCGGUGUCAUCUAUGGCGACAUUGGAACAUCGCCGCUCUAUGUCUAUUCUUCGACUUUCACAGAGGCGCCUAGUCGCAUCAAUCUGCUCGGUGCCCUGUCACUCAUACUAUGGUCUGUCACCUUGAUGGUCACCGUCAAGUACGUCUUGAUCAUCCUCCGCGCCGACAACGAUGGAGAGGGCGGGACUUUCAGCACGUACUCUCUUCUAUCCAAAUAUGCAAAUAUCGCGAACAGAGAUCCACGCGAAGCAACCCUAAUACGGAUGGAGAGACAUAAUACCGAUACUCUGGGCCGAUCCACAAGGAAUAUUCGCUCAACCAUCGAGAAGUCCAAGUUCUUCCGCGGUCUACUGCAGGUCAUCGGUGUACUGGCUGUGUCGAUGGUCAUGGCUGAUGGUGUUUUGACUCCAGCUCAAUCCGUCUUGGGUGCCGUGCAAGGUCUCAACGUUGUGAAGCCUGAUAUCGAGAAGUCUACCAUCAUCGGCGUCACAUGCGCCAUCCUUGUCCUGCUUUUCUGCGUGCAACCACUUGGUAUCACGAAACUGACAUUCAUCUUUUCGCCCAUUGUCAUUGUAUGGCUGGCCUUAAAUGCUGGGUUCGGAAUAUACAACCUUGCCAAGUAUGACUAUGCGAUCUUAAAAGCCUUCAACCCCUUCUACGCAUUCGACUAUCUGAUACGAAACAAAUACGAAGGCUGGCGUAGUCUCGGCGGUAUCCUUCUUGCUUUUACAGGCGUUGAAGCUCUGUUCGCAGAUAUCGGUGCCUUCAGUCGCCGUGCUGUACAGAUCAGUUGGCUUGGAUACGCCUACCCGUGUCUAUUGCUUGCCUACAGUGGCCAAGCUGCCUACAUCAGCGUGCAUCCGGAGGCAUACUCCAACCCCUUCUACAACUGCGCCCCACCGGGAUGGCUCAUUUUCUCGCUCAUUGUAGCCAUUGCUGCUGCCAUCGUCGCGUCGCAGGCCAUGAUCACCGCCACAUUCCAGCUCCUGACCCAGAUCAUGAAGCUUUCGUACUUCCCACAGAUCAAGGUCGUGCAUACUUCGACUACAUAUCACGGACAGCUGUAUAUCCCUAGCAUUAACUGGCUGCUGAUGAUCGGAACUGUACUUGUCGCUGCCAUCUACAACAACACAACCUCUUUGGGUAACGCCUACGGCGUAUGCGUCAUGUUCGUCACAUUCUUCGACACAUGCAUGGUUACUCUCGUUGCAAUCCUAGUGUGGCGCAUCAAGCCAUACUUUGUACUUCUUCCCUGGCUCACCAUCGCUUGUCUGGAUGGUGCCUACCUGUCAUCGGCACUUACCAAAGUACCAGACGGCGCUUGGUUCACUAUUCUCCUCGCCUGCCUCCUCGGAUCCAUAUUCAUCCUUUGGCGAUUUGGCAAAGAGCAACAAUGGGGCGCGGAAGCCAGUGAUCGCUUCCCAACAACGCACUUUGUAAAGACCUUGCCAGACGGCCGCCUGGAACUGACCGAGAAAUAUGGGAGCAAGUCUGUUGGAACCAUGGAAGGCUUCGGCAUCUUUUUCGACAAAGCUGGCGAGACAACUCCUAUCGUCUUUAGUCAGUUCAUUCGCAAACUAGUCACCAUCCCGGAGGUCAUUGUCUUCUUCCACCUUCGGCCACUAGAGGUACCCUUCGUUGCUCCGGAGAAUCGAUACAGUGUCUCGCGACUUGCCGUCCCCAACUGUUACCGCCUAGUCGUUCGCCAUGGCUACAUGGACGAAGUCAUCACCCCAGAUCUAGCAUCGCUGAUCUACGAGAAAGUCCGCAACCACAUCGUCGCACGGGCCUUGGAACGCGAUGGCGAGAUAUCUGCCAAGGCUACCGGCGCCCAGCCGGAGAAGACCAUGGUUACCGAGACUGUUGCUGGGAGUGGCAUAUCGACUCCUACACGCAGUUCAACUACUUCCGCUCGUCUGGAAGCCCUUGAGCGUGCGUACAACCACGAGGUGCUGUAUAUUAUUGGCAAAGAGCAGAUGAAGGUCAAGGUCGGUACGAACAUCGUUCGACGAUUCUUCUUGAAGGCUUUCUUGUUCAUCCGUGAUAACUCAAGAGCGAAGAUUGCGAGCUUGGACGUUCCUAUGGAUAAGGUUAUUGAGGUUGGGUUUGUGAAGGAUGUGUAAUUGGAGUAGUUGGGAUUUGGAUCCGUAAUCUAGUCUUCUGGGCGAUGAUCGCUCUCACUCUAGUGAUUAUUUUUUCCGAUCUUUCUA
Molecule: messenger RNA, 2551 nt
Organism: Alternaria rosae
Lineage: Eukaryota; Fungi; Ascomycota; Dothideomycetes; Pleosporales; Pleosporaceae
Product: potassium transporter-domain-containing protein
Exons: 5
Coding region: 98-2464 (788 amino acids)
Biological process (GO): potassium ion transmembrane transport
Cellular component (GO): membrane
Molecular function (GO): potassium ion transmembrane transporter activity
Source: RefSeq, a predicted model, not a curated record